UGUCACACAGUAACCCAGCUUUGUGGCUGUAGACACGUCGCAACAGGGGUUAAAAGCGGACUUGGACUACUAUAAAGAAAACAAAUAUUAAUGGGAAAUUAUUUUUGCCGUGGUUCGUGCGGCGUGUAUGGAGUUUGGAGCAGCGAGGAAAGCAGCGCGUUGAAGUGGAGGCUGAGUUUUGCUUUAUUCAACCCAGGGAAGACGUUAUGUGUCCCAAACCAAAGACUAAGUUAGGGCUGCAAAUGGAUAGUGUCAAUGGGUUCAUUUUUAUCCUUAACGGAAAAUUGUAAGGUGAACAAAUGUUUAAAAUUAGCAGUAGCUUAGCUGGACAGAAAGCGGUCGGGUUGGAGCAGAUGUGAUCAAAGAAGGGACACAUUGACUGGAUCGCUAGUUGUCAGCGUUAUUUAAAUGGUCCACGCAAUACUAUUACACAGACAAGUCGCUCCGUCCGCAUUGCUUUGACGAGAAAAGGCAACAAUUCUUCCCGUGGGACGUUUUUUCCGGUGUCAUAACCCAUCCACCAUGGAUCUGCUGGAGUGUCCGCACUGUCUCUUCCUGAUGUGCGAGCCGGUGACCAUGUCGUGCGGUCACACGUUCUGCCGGAGAUGCGUGGGGGGUUACCUCCCGUCCAAAUGCCCGUGCUGCAAAGAGAGGUUAAAACAAAGAGAGGUGAAAGGCAUGAAGAACAACGUUUUGCUCAUCAGUGUCGCGGAGAAGUGCUGCCCCGACGAGACAAAGACGAAGUGCCAUAUACAGGAGAGACUCAAAGCCAGCGAGUUCACGGAAGCUUUACGCAUCGCCAACGAGGGGCUAAGCUUAGUCCCAGAUGAUCAGAGUUUGAAGUUGUACAGAGCUGAAGCUAACUGGGGCCUGAUGCGUUUCUCUGAUGCUCUGACAGACCUCGAUUACCUCUGCUGCCUUCGUCCUAACUGGACUGAGGGCUUCUUUCGUAAAGGGAAUGUACUGCUGGAAAUGGGUCAGCAGACAGACGCCCUCAUCCAGUUCCACCGUUGCCUAAAACUCCAAGCUGACUUUGUCCCUGCAAAGAGCCAGAUCAAAAAGAUUCUGGAGGCAGAAGGCGUGGCAGUGCCAGACGAGGUGUCCUGCACGUUACAAGUGGUGUCCGAGUACCUGAAAGGGCCCUGCCCCAUUACCAGCCUCAGUGGCUCCCAGGGGCCAACUCACCCCGAGGGCCUCAAACAUCCAUGUGGGGAUGACAGAGAAGCAAAAGGGAGAAGAAAUGCAAACCAGGGCUCCAAGGUGAAGCAUGACACGGGUACAGAAUGCUGCCUCAGCCUCUGCCAGGCGGUUUCCUUCCUCCCUGCUGCUGAAGAGGACGAGGAGAUGAUGAUGAGGAAGGAAGACGGGCAUGGCAGGGGUGAAAGUGGUCACAACAGGGAGAAAACUCUGAGUGUUCUCACUGUAUCAGACUUUGAGUGCCCUCUCUGCAUCAGAUUGUUUUUUGAGCCAGUCACCACUCCCUGUGGUCACACCUUCUGCAAAAACUGCAUAGAGAGGAGUCUGGACCACAACCUCCGCUGUCCACUCUGCAAACAGCCACUGCAAGAGUUCUUUAAAAACAGGAAGUACAACCCCACGGCUCUGCUUCAGGACAUCAUGACCCGCCUUUUCCCCUCACAGUUGUCAGAGAGGAAACAGGUCCAUGAUGCUGAGAUGGCUGAACUGUCCAAUCUAACUAAAGACAUCCCUAUAUUUGUCUGCACGGUGGCCUACCCUGGAGUGCCCUGCCCGCUGCACAUCUUUGAGCCUCGAUAUCGGCUGAUGAUGCGUCGCUGCAUGGAGACCGGCACCAAGAAGUUUGGCAUGUGCAGCUAUGAGCACGGCAAGGGUUUCGCAGACUACGGCUGCAUGUUGGAGAUCCUCAGUCUGGAGCUGCUGCCUGAUGGCCGGUCCUUUGUGGACGCAGUGGGCGGCAGCAGAUUCAAGGUGCUGAAGAGAGGUCAGAGAGACGGCUACCACACGGCGGAUAUAGAGUACCUGGAGGACCUCAAGGUUGAGGGUAGUGAGCUGGAGCUUUUGGAGCAUCUCCAUGACAGUGUGUACCAGCAGGCUCAGGACUGGUACCAGCGCCUUGGUAGCCGUAUCCGUGAGCAGAUCGACAGACAGUACGGCUCCAUGCCAGAGAAGGGGGAAAACAUUCAGGCCUCGUCCAACGGUCCAGCCUGGUGCUGGUGGCUGCUGUCAGUCCUCCAGCUGGACCCUGCCUAUCAAACCACUGUCCUGUCCCUGACCUCACUCAAAGACCGCUUGGGACACCUCCGCCUCGUCCUGGAGUACUUCUCUCAGAGCUAGACCCCACAGAUCAAUGGUACUGUGGCCACAACUAGCUCAAUGCACACCAAUGAAUGCAUCCACAACACCAGAGUCUGGGGUUUGGAAUCUUAAAGUCACAGCUCGAGGCCAAAUCACGUGGUCGACAGCAGAAAGAAAGUGCAGUUGUACAGAGUUGGCUUUUUGCUGUUUGAGUUUGCAUGUGUUAUCUUUCUUUCUCUUCCCCAGGAAUUCAAGGGUUCACUGUAGGUUCUAAAUACACGUUGCGCCUGCUGCAACAGUUAGAAACACAGGGUUGACCAAAGAUGCUUCUAAUUUUACAUCAAAAUUAGUAAAUUAUUAUUUGUUGAUCAACUAAAUCAGCCCAAAAAAAUCCUUAAAAUGAGCACUAGGUGUCACUGUUUUUCUCCAGUUGUUAUGAAGAACAUGCAGCAUCAGCCAAGUUAAUACAGUACAGCAUGCUGCACUGUCAUGUGUUGCCUAUUCACAUCAGACUUUUUGCAUUAAUAUAGCUUAGUUUGGAGUGGGAAUAAAAUUAAUAGCACACAAUUUGUAGACACUAUUUCAGGACUAUGCACAUCAAAGGAUUGCAGUUAUUUGACACUACUUUUAAUGCUUAUUGUAGUUGCAUCUAUUGGCCUUGGUAGCCAUUGACUAUGGCUCGUUUUAUACUAUUCGAUACUCUGAAAAGAUCCCUAUUUAGUAUUAAAUAUUGCAAUAAUAAUUUAUAGUUUAACAUGGAAUGGCAGCAACUGCAGGAUCUUUUUUAAUGAAUGAAAACUGCUGCUGAGGCUGCUGUCUGGAUGCUGUUUGUCAUCAGCUGGUGGGAAGAGCCCUCUGUGAAGUGAUGACAAUGAGAGGCGUAACGGCUUUGUUUUGCAGUAUGAACCUGUGUGAUUAUGUACGGUGAUGGCUGCAGCACGGCGUGUCAGCUGUAAAUAGGAAGUCAUUUCUCUCAGUCGCCAUCUUCAUUAGCUGAUUAUUGUGUUUUAAAUUUCAUAUGCCGUGGUGUCAGCACUGAUAACAGCCACUGUCAUAUCCGCUCCCUCAAGGUGCAGUGGUUAUAAAUAGAGCAUCAGUCCAGGACAUGGUGUUUAAAGGGAUAGUAAGGAUUUUUUUUAAUGGGGUUGUAUGAGGUACUUAAAUAUAGUUAAUGUAUUAUCUCCAGUAAAUGACAGGUGGCACACCACACAUUUAUCAAUGUACUGCUGCAGACAGGGGAAGCAGCAACACAUGCAAAAAUCAUUAUCAGUUAAAGUAUAUGUUAUAUUUAUAAUAUCUUGACUCCUUUACCUUGCUGUUAGACAGUCCUUUUCAAAGGGGAACUGAAGCUGUUAUAUCCAUUUAUGCUCUUUUCAAAGCCUCCAUACCCCAUUGACAAAACAGUAAUUUUACUUAUCUGCAUAACACAAAAGUUAUUGUUGCACCGCUGCCUCAAUCACUUAUCCUGAAUAUGUUAUUGUGUUAUUUUGGUGAAUCUAAACUAAACCAUUUACUCAUACAGUAACAUGAAGGAACUCACCAAGUGAGGCAGCGAUAGGCCAGUUCAGUGAAAUUACUGUGAGGUAAAAUUACUGUUUUUGUCAAUGGAGUCUGGUGUUUUUAAAAAUAGCAUAAAUGGAAACAACAGCUUCAGUUCCCAUUUGUAAAGCACUGUCUAACAGGUAAAGCAGUGAAAAUAUUAUAAAUUAAGUAAUACAACCCCACUUUUUAAAAAAAACUAUCCCUUCAACAUUUAUUGUGCAGAGGCAGCUGUGAAAUAAAUCAGCUAGGGUCUGACUAGGGCUAAGCCCCCCUGUGGUGCCUCUGUGUAGGCUGCAUCACCUACGUCUGGCCCCUGCUGUGUCUCCCUGUCUAUCUGGCCACUCUAGCAACAGUCACGGUGCCUUCGAGUGCCUGCGCCAACUCACCUGGAGACACGCAAGUCUUACAGUUUCAACACCACAUAUACAGUCAAGGGAAAAAAUUGUUAGACCACCCUUGUUUUCUUCAAUUUAUUGUUCAUUUUCAUGUUUUCUUGAUAACAACUAAAAUCAUUAUCAAGAAAACCAUGGAAAAUGACUGGAUAACAGCUCUUCAAUUAAACUCUCAUGAGCUGUUUUUGUUGUUAUUAUUAUAUUUGUCCAAACAAAUGUACCUUUAGUUGUACCAGGCAUUGAAGAAAAAGAAUUUGAAGAAAAAGUGUGGUAUAAUAAUUUUUCCUGCCUGUAUGAUAGAUUGUGCUUUUUUUGCCAUUGAUUUUUAUUGUUAUAGUGCUACAUUCCAUGGAAUGUUGAAACUGCAAAGUUAUGUAUAGUUAAUUUACUAACAAAUCCUUUGAUAAACGUGCCAUAGAUAUUUCUAUGUUAUGUGUUUUAUAGAAAUAGUUAGCUAGAUAGCCACCGUGUUUACGUUUGUCUGCACCAUGGACUCUGAAGUACAACCCUCAAGCCUUUUGUGUGGCGGACGUUGAACUGCCAUCUCUUCAUGGCCAACAUAUCACUUGAAACCAUCAGAAUGAGUCCACUCUCAUAGAUACAGUUUGUGUGACAGCAACCCUGCUAGUGUGAUAUUGAAGAUAAAGCUUAGAAUAAAAGGGGUAUUCAUGACACUUAAUACGCACAAAAGUGGCUCACUAAAAGGGCGAGACAGUGGACAGAUGAGUGGAUACUGGGGCAGCAUUGGCUACCUUAUAAACAGGCUAACCACCAAACUCUGAUCGAGGAACUUACACUUUGUUUGAAGGCAAAAAACACUGUUUUUACCGUCUCUUCUGAUGGGUUAAUCAAUCACUUAAUGAUAUGCUAAUGCUUUUAAAGCCAUCCAGGAUUUAAAUUGGAGUUGAAGACUUUUAACGUGCCAGUUAUCACAACCUGUCUUUAAAGCUAGUAUUGUUGAUUUCACUGAACAAUGACGUGUAUCAUAAAAGGUCAGUUAUCCGCUGCUACCAGGCAUGAUUAAAGCUCACUCACAAAUAAAAAGGGAUUGAGAUUCUUAUAGAAUGUUUGAAUGACCAGCCUCAUAAGCCUUUUCGGUAAACGCAUGACUACAAGCCCACAGCCACUGACUUGAAGUCCACUCCACUGCUCAACAUCUAGACAGAAAAAUAUAAUAAUUUUGCACAGUGAAAUAAUUUUGUGUGUUUUGUUUCAGCUCUCACAUGGUUUUCUCACUUUGUCAAAUCAUGCAUAUUAGUGUGUGUCUCUGCUUUUACUUAUUACUGCAUUUCAUUGACUCAAAUGGUGAUGUAUGCUGUACUGCAAUCAGUCUCAUAUUGGUUUACACUUCAAACAGACCUUAAAGGAA
Molecule: messenger RNA, 5577 nt
Organism: Centropristis striata (black sea bass)
Lineage: Eukaryota; Metazoa; Chordata; Actinopteri; Perciformes; Serranidae
Gene: lonrf4
Product: LON peptidase N-terminal domain and ring finger 1
Exons: 12
Coding region: 523-2313 (596 amino acids)
Molecular function (GO): protein binding
Source: RefSeq, a predicted model, not a curated record